Molecule: messenger RNA, 1383 nt
Organism: Fusarium odoratissimum NRRL 54006
Lineage: Eukaryota; Fungi; Ascomycota; Sordariomycetes; Hypocreales; Nectriaceae
Exons: 2
Coding region: 1-1383 (460 amino acids)
Source: RefSeq, a predicted model, not a curated record
AUGCAGAAGAUCUACGGACAAGGACAAAACGUCUUGGUAUGGUUGGGAGAGCCUACUGAUGGCAGUGUUCUGGGCAUGAGAUUAAUCCAGAAUAGAAUGGCUAGUGUUGGCUGGCAUCAGUGGAAGAUUGACCAAACCUACGGCAAACCGACACUUCCAAUUUUCAAGUUCUUGGGCAUUGUACAUCCUGACGCGGCUGCCAAGAUAAGCCCGGAUUAUCAUCUCGAUGUACCGCAGGUGUACCGUGACUUUGCAAGGACUAUGAUCCAAGUUACAAACAAUCUACAUGUGCUGAACUGCACAAGACAAUGGCCGGGUGUUGAUAAUGGCACUCAACAGCAAAAGGCAUACAGUGUCCUAGAGCAGUCAAGAUACUAUGAUAUCCAUGCUCUCAUCUUCGACGGGCCAGACAAGACUCCCAGAAGGGGUUGGGCGAGACUGCCUGAUGGCUGGGAGAGAAUACCGAGCAAGGAGAAGUCAUUUUUUCGAGACAAUGGAGAUAGGACCAAACAAUCUUCUAAAUGGAGCCCGUUGGAGGGCCAGCAAGCUGUGAGAGCUGAGCAUUAUAUCAAGCAGAGAGAACUCUCACUGGGAUGGUCCAAGAUCUGGGACAAUCUUGGCCGUGCAAGAGUGGUGUAUGGCGUUGGGGAGACGACGAGAGAACACCAACUACGAAAUGAAAAAGAGCUUCUUCGGCAGAAGCUAUCCAGGCUGCCCUCCUGGGCUGCUAACUGGGAGUGUCCAAGUCGAUGGGACCCUAGGCCGUUGGUAAAUUUCUCCCUAUCGCAGCCACGAUAUUUCGCAUCUGGAAACACUACUGCGGAACUGAAUGACCAUUCUAACCCUCGGGUCCUAUCUCUCAAGGGGCAUAUUGCUGAUGAAAUCAGGCAGCUUGGUCCCGCAUGGCAUCCUCAAACUGAAAGGCCCCCUAUCUCCAGGAAAGGCAUCAAUGAUCUUGUCCAGUGGGAGACUCUUGGCCUCAUUGAGCUUCCAGACUGCCCAUACAGUGGGGCUGGCGGGCGUACAAAUGCCCUCUGGAGAACGAUGAUAGCUGACUAUGCGGGCGCAGAUGCAGCUGAUAGUGAUGACUGGGCUUACAUCGAGACAUGGUAUGAUCGAACUGGAUGGGGUCGAGAGCUCCCAGAUAUGGCAUCGAGGGGAAUAUAUGAGACGACCACACUUGAAGGAGAAAUAACGGAUCUUCAGCUUGUGAUGCAUACCCAAUUUCUCCAGAUCAGGCCUCUGCCCAACGUCGGGACUCCUGAGCUGCUGAAACAGCCGUGGAUGGAUUUUUCCCAUAACAAGAAAAAGUAUGGCGGUUAUAUAAAGCGUAUCUAUGACGCAUGUGCGCAUCGCUCGUUGUUUAUAACUUAUCGGGGUUAA